AUCAGGCCACAGCCAAGGGCAGGUCCCCAUUCAUUGCCUUCCUGCAUCUCAGGGGAAUUUCCCUUUCUUAUUUUUGACACUGGGGGUGCUUCAGGCUGGUGAGGGGACGGCCUAGGCCUUUCCCGGCCUCCCCUCCUUUCUCCAGCCACUACUUUCACUUUCAGUCCGCACGCAGGGAGGCCUAAGCUGCAAAGGACGUCCAUGAUACAGCGGGCUCAGGCCCCUAGAAAUUCAGGGGUUUGUGCCAAUUUUAGGAACAACAACAAAAUGGGUUUUUUAUCCCUUAAGGUGCCACUUAUGACUGCAUCAUCUCUUUUUAUUUCCUUAUUGACCAUCUUGAUUGUGUCACCUUCUUUGAGGUGCCAAAACAUAAAAACGGACUCUCCAAUGGCUACUAAUGGAGCACCAUUUCCUUGGAAUAAGAUGCGGCUUCCCACCUACAUCCUUCCAGUUCAUUAUAAUCUUAUGAUCCAUGCCAAUCUCACCACUUUGACAUUCUUGGGAGCCACUGAAGUGGAAAUCAUCACCAGUGAGCCCACCAGUUUCAUCAUUCUGCAUAGCCAGUACCUGCAGAUCACCAAGGCGACCCUCCGAGAAAAGAGCCAAGAGAGUCUGGCAGAGCAGCCCCUGACAGUCCUAGAGUAUCCACCCAAUGAGCAGAUCGCCCUUCUGGCAGAUAAGCCUCUUCUGACUGGACAUCAGUACCUAGUUACCAUUGAAUUCACUGCCCCUCUUUCUGAGACGCUGCAUGGAUUUUAUAAAAGUUCUUAUAGAACUCAAAAGGGAGAAGUAAGGAUACUAGCAUCCACACAGUUUGAGCCAACUGCAGCUCGUAUGGCCUUUCCCUGCUUUGAUGAACCAGCCUUUAAAGCCAAUUUCUCAAUCAAGAUUAGAAGAGAACCACGGCACCUUGCUAUCUCAAACAUGCCAUUAGUAAAAUCCGUGAAUAUUGCUGAAGGACUAAUAGAGGACCACUUCGAUGUCACUGUGAAGAUGAGCACUUACCUCGUUGCUUUUAUUAUUUCGGAUUUUGAGUCUGUCAGCAAGAUGACCAAAAGUGGAGUCAAGGUUUCUGUGUAUGCUGUGCCAGAGAAGAUUAGCCAAACAGGCUAUGCCCUAGAUGCUGCAGUGACCCUUCUGGAGUUUUAUGAGGAUUAUUUCGGGAUUCCAUAUCCUUUACCUAAACAAGAUCUUGCUGCCAUCCCUGACUUUCAGUCUGGUGCCAUGGAAAACUGGGGACUGACAACGUACAGAGAAUCCGCACUGUUGUAUGAUACCAAAACAUCCUCUGCUUCCAGCAAACUUUGGAUCACCAUGAUUAUAGCUCAUGAACUGGCCCACCAGUGGUUUGGGAAUCUGGUCACUAUGGAAUGGUGGAAUGAUCUUUGGCUAAAUGAAGGAUUUGCAAAGUUUAUGGAGUUUGUGUCUGUCAGUGUGACCCAUCCACAUUUGAAAGUUGAAGAUUAUUUCUUUGGAAAAUGUUUCAGUGCCAUGGAAAUGGAUGCAUUAAAUUCUUCUCAUCCUGUGUCCACACCUGUGGAAAAUCCUGCUGAGAUUCGGGAAAUGUUUGAUGAUGUUUCUUAUGAAAAGGGAGCUUGUAUCUUGAAUAUGCUAAGGGACUAUCUUAAUGCAGAUGUAUUCAAAGCUGGCAUUGUGCGAUAUCUCAAGAAAUACAGUUAUAAGAAUACCAAAAAUGUGGAUCUAUGGAAUAGUAUGAGAAAUAUUUGUCCCACAGGUGAUACCCAAAAGACAGAUGGAUUUUGCUCAAGAAAGCAAUCAAUAUCCUCACCUUCUCACUGGAGCCAGGAGGUCGUUGAUGUGAAGGCCAUGAUGAACACAUGGACACUACAAAAAGGGUUUCCACUGAUCACUGUCUCCAAGAAGGGAAAGAAUGUCCACGUAAGACAAGAACUCUAUAGAAAGGGAACCAAUCACUCUGAAGAAACUGGAUAUUUAUGGCAUGUUCCUUUGUCAUACAUUACCAGCAAAUCAGACAAAGUUGAAAGAUUUUUGCUAAGAACAAAAGCAGAUGUUCUCAUCCUCCCAGAAGAGGUGGAAUGGAUCAAAUUCAAUAUGGGAAUGUAUGGUUACUAUAUUGUACAUUAUGAGGGCGAUGGAUGGGAAUCUUUGACUGGCCUCUUAAAAGGAAAGCAUAUGACAAUCAGCAGUAAUGAUCGAGCAAGCCUCAUUAACAAUGCAUUUCAGCUUGUCAGCAUUGGAAAAUUAUCUAUUGAAAAAGCUUUGGAUUUAACUCUGUACCUGAAACGUGAGACUGAAAUUAUGCCUGUGUUCCAAGGUUUGAAUGAGCUGAUUCCUUUGUAUAAAUUAAUGGAGAAAAGAGAUAUGGAUGAUGUAGAAACUCAAUUUAAGGCUUUCCUCAUCACGUUGUUUAAGGACCUCAUUGACAACCAGACAUGGACAGAUGAAGGCUCAGUCUCACAGCGAAUGCUGCGCAGUCAGCUCCUUCUCCUCGCUUGUGUGCGCCAGUAUCAACCUUGUGUUCAGAAGGCAGAAGAAUAUUUCAAGAAAUGGAAAGAAUCCAAUGGAAAUUUUCACUUACCAAAUGAUGUGACCAGUGCCGUGUUUGCUGUUGGGGCACAGACCACAGAAGGCUGGGAUUUUCUCUUUGAGAAGUAUCAGUUUUCUCUAUCCAGUACUGAGAAAAACAAAAUUGAAUUGGCACUUUCUAUCAGCCAUAAUAAAGAAAAACUUCAAUGGUUACUGAAUCAGAGUUUUCAGGGGGAUAUAAUAAAAACUCAGGAGUUUCCACACAUUCUUAGUUCUGUGGGCAGAAAUCCAAAGGGUUAUCACUUGGCUUGGCAAUUUCUGAAGGAAAAUUGGAAUAGAAUCAUACAGAAGUUUGAACUUGGCUCAGCUUCUAUAGCUUUCAUGGUGACUGGAACGACAAAUCAGUACUCUACCAGAGAGCGACUGGAGGAGGUGAAAGAAUUCUUCAGCUCUCUGAAUGAAAAUGGUUCCCAGCUUCGCUGUGUCCAGCAAACACUUGAGACGAUUGAAGAAAACAUACGCUGGAUGGAUCAAAAUUAUGAAAAAAUCAAAGUGUGGUUACAAAAAAGCCCCAGCUCAUUGUAACUUUUUAUGUCUUGCCGGGUUCCUGCAAUCUACUGUAAUUACCACAUUUUGUGAUGAAAGGGAACUUCCUCACCUAUAAAAUAAAGAUAAUAACUCAUAACAACCUACCUCACAGGAUUCUAAGAUCUUUAUAAACUUUGAAUUAUUAAAUAAGCCUGAGUUAAUAUGUAAGAAGCAUGUCUAUUAUAAUUUUUUUCUCUUUCAGAAAGGAAAAAAAUGAGAUAAAAACCCUGGUGAAUAUCUUGAAAUUAGCAGGAAAUAGAAUAAAUAAACUCAAAAAUUAGACUAUGUUGUAGUGAAAAUUUCACCUUUUAAGAUUGUUAUAAUAUUGAACAAUGACUGCCAAGGAAUUUACUUAUGAAAUUCCUAAAAUGAAACACUCAAGUCAGAAUGGAGUUUAUGGAGGUUUAAUCACAAUGGGAGUAGGGAAAAGGAGAGUGAGAGAAGGAGAGAGGAGAAAAGGGAAAGGGGUUACUCAACCUCUGAACAAGGCAGAGGGAGAUUAGGCCCAAAGGGCCAAGGUGAAAAGGAAUCAGUCCUUGACUCACGUGACCAAUCUGAAGGGAAGCUGUCUGCGGGCCUCCUCCCUGUUCAAGCUCCUAACAUGAACUGCCUUCUCGCCCUGUCCACAGGAAGUGAGCGAAUUCCCGAGGCUGCUCUCUCUGUCACUUCCUGUGACUCACAAGUGCCAAUGGUGGCUCAAGCUUGGCUUAGGAUAGCCCAGGUGGGCAAUUAGUUAUUUCUGAUUUGUCAUUGACUAGCACAUGCCCGUGUAGUGUGGGUGUGCACAAUUUUGGGUGCUAGACCAAGAUGAAGAUUUUAAAAUUCACAAUUACGAUGCCUGUUGUUUAAAAAAUUAGGGUUCCUAUUAGGGCUAUUUCUAUUUCUAUUCCUAUUAGGAACAGGGUGAACCUAGAUGAGAAAAAUUAUACUUGAUUAUUUCAACAUAAUUGGUUUCCUCUGAAUUUUCAUAUAUAUUAUUUAUGGAUUUAAAAACAUUUUGAGAAGAGGUCCAUGACACAAAAGGGGCCAAGAAGCAAAAAUGUUAACUGAGAUUGAGCUCUAUAUAUGGCCUAGUAUUGUUUGAUAGGUGAUAGGAAGGGAGAAACAUGAAUUGAUUAAUUUGAUCUGCUCAUGAGUGCUAAAAUAGAAUUUGAAUGCCAAUGACGAACAAUUAAGUCAAAAGAUAUUAAUUGUAUGAUCAUUAGUGCUAAAAUACCAAAAUACUGCAAGAUGACUAAAACUACUUCAUAGAAGACUUUACAUAUGAUUCUAAAUGAGAACUGACCACCUUUAUAGUUUACAUGAAUUAAAAAAGAUAGGUAGGAUUGUGUGUUAAACAUACUAAACUGCUGAAGAGAUUGGAGUAAUGAUAUUUCAUUGUAUUUGAGUGCUUGAGACAUAAUAACUUAAAACAAGAAUGUUAGUAAUACUUUUCUGGAUAAUGUUUUAUAAACUUGCAUUUUCUGUUAUUUGAGAUAUACAAAUUUAUGAAUUAAUAAGUUCUAUCAAAAUAAACACAACCAUAUGAUUGGGAAUUGUAAACCUCAAAAUUUCUUAGACUUAUAAAUGUUGGAAAUUUCACCAUUGGGAAAUUUCAUACUUGAAAAAUUUCCUAUUGAUAGUGGGUCUUGACUAUUGGAAUGUGAACCCCAUUGGCAUGGGAGGUUCCUUCUCUUUCCUUUUUAAGAUUACUUUAGGACAGAAACCUUUUGCUGAACAAUGGAAAGGACUUUGGCCUAUGCUUAAGCAUAGAACAGGAAUUUCUUUGAGUCAUGAUUGAUUUUAGAAUUGAUACAAUGGAGAUACUUGGAAUCAAUCUCCACCCUAUUCAGUCCUAACAGGAUUGAGUAAGGGCUGCAGCCUAAAUCAAAAUUUAAUUAUUCCAAUCUCUACCCUACUCAGGUUAACAGGAUUUAGAAAGGGCUGUAGCAAAGGAGCAAAGAUUUAAUUAGUUGAAAAUAUGACCUUCAACAGACAUGUGCAAAGCCUCUGGGCGGUCCUGGGUUAAGCUAGAGCCUCCAUUGGCACAGGGAAAUUGAUGGACAGUGAUUGGUAGAUGUGAGAACUGAGGGGAGGCAACUUGGAUGGUUUCCUUAAAGAUAGAGGGGUCUGAGAACUGAGGAGAUGGAGGAGUUUGUCUCAGUGGGGGGAGUGUGCUCUGAGAAGCUUGCUCUGAAGGAAGCUGAAGGUGGGGGCCUCUGAGACUGUUUCUCCAUUUUGGUCACGUGAGUAAUAGGGACUGAUCUCUUUUCUUUACCCCAGCUAUCUAAGGGCUUGGGCCUUUUGGCCCAGCCUAAACAGAAGGGGUAUUUAAGCCCUAUUCCCUUCUCUCCCUUUUUCUCUCUCUCUAUCUCUAAUUCCUUUCUUCCUCCUAUUGUAAUUAAACUCCAUAAAAGAUUGACUGCUGACUUGAGUUUUCAUUUAGGAAUUACUUAGCUGAAUUCCUUGGCGACCUUAAAUUAAUAUAUAUCAGUCUUUUAAAGUGAUUUCCUUGUCACAGGAUGUAGACUCUAAAUGAACAUCCUAGUGCAAAUACCAACAACACGGAAAUGGGUUCCAAUCAAGGACACAUGUGAUACCCAGUGGAAUUGCACAUCGGCUAUGGGAGGGGUGGUGGGAGGGGAGGGAGGAAAAGAAAAUGAUUUUGGUAUCCAAUGAAUAAUGUUUGAAAUUGACCAAAUAAAAAUAAUGUUUUAAAAAACACAACCAAAACUGAUGAAAGUAAUUUUAAAGGAAAGUCAUUGCUUUAACUCCAUUUGUAUAUUUCAAUGAAAAUGGUGGAUUUUUUAAAGUUGGGCACUGAUCUUUAUGUACUCUGAAAAGUCUUGCUUAAUGAUGAAUCAUUCCCACAUUAAGUUCAGUUACCUUUUUUCAUAAAUGAAGGCAAUCUUUAGGCUUCUUUGCUCCAGUACACAUAACAAUAACCUCCUCUAUGUUACAGACAAAAGAGUGGUUGCCAUAAACUGUGGCCACGAAAAUGUGAUUUCAAGACUGUGAAUUGCCCAAACUGUAAAGAUAAUUUUUAGUGUUGUCAACAUGGAAAUAUAGAGAUUCCCCAGUUUAUUUAGUUUGAGUAUAGAAACCCCAGGUUUUGACCUUGUCACAGGAGAGGUUUCCCCCUGAGGGAAGGUCCCUCUUCACCAGACAGUGAACUUCCUGGUAGUUUGGGUGGGAAUAGCUAAUCCCAUCCAAUAUUAAGCAUCCCUUUUGUCCCAAUGGUUUCUCCCCCUAGGCUAAGGUCCAUGACCAAGGUGACCCAGCCCUGGGCUGAGUCUUUCCCUUUUGUGUCCAUUGUAGGGUACCAGCCCCUCAUUAUUAUUCCUGUCUGGAACUCCUCAUUUUCCUUUCUCACCAUUGUAAAGUCAAAUGAACUGCCCCUCUAAUCCUAAAGCCCCCAGGUCAUCUAGAGUGGUAUAUAGGUUCCCCAAAUUCUUUUGUUCCUCUGAAUCCAUCCUGAGUCUGUGGCACUCCCAGGGGCUAGAAACCAGGGUGUCUUGACUCUGUGCAGUCAUUGGAAGCAGCUCUGUUGUUGUAUUAGUAGCACUAACCCCUUUUCCCUUGAUUAAAGAGUGAUUGUGACUAUUUAAUAUUUCUGGGGGUUUUUUGUUGACAGUGUCUUGAAUUUAUAUCAAAAUAUAGUGGUCACCAUGGGAAAAAUUCCCAAAAUAUGAAAUACCCAAGUCAGCUGGGUUUUAUGGAGAUUUUAAUUAAUACAAAUGAAGGAAUUAAGGAAAGGGAGAGAGACAGAGUAAGAGGAAAUAAUAGGAAAGGGCCUUAGGCCUGAGCUUUAAGAGAGACUAGUCAGUCCUUAAUCAUUCACCACAACUAAGUUCAACCAUGGAGCCAGAGCCAAUUCAGCUUCCUAAGGUGAACUAAGUCCAGAGGCCUCUGACCUCCUUUUAAAGAUAAUUUUCUCCUAUGUCACCUCCCCUAAAUUUUCACAUCUACCAAUCACAGUAGAUGUUUUUCAAAGGACUGACCAUUCUUAAUGCACAUCUUGUUAUAUAAAUCUUGAAAUUUCUCAGACUUGUGAAUGUUAAAAAUUUCCACAUUGAGGAAUCCUCCAUUGGAACAAAUUCCCUACUGGGAAACUUCCCCAUUUUGAGGUGAGAACUCACCAGGAUCAGAAAUGGGAGGACCUCUAUCCACCCUUACUUAAGACUGCUUUAGGGGAGAAAAAUCCUUGCUAUGGGAGGACCUCUACUCCACCCUUACUUAAGACUGCUUUAGGGGAGAAAAAGCCUUGCUAUGGGAGGACCUCUACUCCACUGUACUUAAGACUGCUUUGGGGGAGAAAACUCCUUGCUAAACAAUGAAAGUACUUAAACCCAUACUUAUAAUAAGGCAAGGAGUUCUUUGAGCCAUGCCUGUUUUUUAGAAUUGAUACAAUGAGAUGCUAGGUAACUAAAAGGGUUGGGCAAGUUUUCUCUUAAUGAGAUUAGUUGACUCAGCUGUGUUUUCACUGGUUCAGAUUUACUGAGGAGAUUAGUCGACUUAGCAGGAAUUCAGAUGGGCAGUCCUUUGGAAAACGUCUACAGUGAUUGGUAGAUGUAAGGACUUAGGGGAGGUGACAUAGGAGAAAAACCCCUAUAUAAGAAAAAGCAGAAUCUCUUAAGAAGAAAAAUCCUUUUGGAGGAUCUCUGAUGAGGAUCACUUGGGAAGAAUCUCUUGAGAGAGGCUCUGGAGAAGGGAAGCUCUUGGAGGACAAUCUCUAAGGAGGUCUCGCUGGAGCUCCUCUGAGGGGACUCUGUCCCUCUGGAGGCUCUGGAGAGAGGCCCUUUGGAACAGUCUCUGGCUGGAAGGCUCUUUAAGGAGGACUCUGGCUGGAACUCUCUCUGGUAAAGUCAGCUGAGAUGGAGCUGGCCUGGGGUCACUAGAAUCCUUGCUUAGACAGACCUUGUGGUGAGUGUUUAAAGACUGACUGACUGAUCUCUCUCUCUUAAGACUCAGGUCUAGGCCAUGUUGGCUUAAGGCCCUUCAUACUUAUUUCCUUUUUCUCUCUUUCUCUCUUUUCUUUAAUUCCACAUUUUUAUUAAUUAAUCUCUAUAAAACCCAGUUGACUUGGGUAUUUGAAUAAUUGGGAAUAUUUCCCUGGUGACCACCUUAUAUUUGAUUUAAAAACCAAGACACUGUAGUGAAACAUUUUCUGCGGUCACAAUUUACUCACCCUCACUUAUAUCUAGCAUAAUUUGUAUCUUCCACCAUUUUAACUCACUACAGUUUACAACAUCAACCAUUUUAAUUAUUACAGUUUAAGCCAAACAACUUUUUAAAUAUAACAGUUAUCACCUUCUUUGGGUAGACUAAAACUUUUGACUAUUUCACAUCUCUUUGCUAAGGUUGUCCCUUGCAAGUUGCCUGACCUUUUAAUGAUUAAUUUGACCUUCAUAAGUACUUACCACCCUUUUGUAUUAGAUCUAAAAAUAGACCUAGCUUAAGGGCUUUGGCCACACUGUAAGAAUGAGUUAAGUACUUUUUCAUUGUUCAGUAAGGAGUCUUUUAUCGCCCUUUGGGCAUAGUUCCAAAUUGACCUCUGGAAUGGUUGGAUCAAUUCACAACUCCACCAGCAAUGAAUUAGUGUCCCCACUUUACCACAUCCCCUCCAGCAUUCAUUACUUUCCUUUGCUGUCAUGUUAGCCAAUCUGCUAGGUGUGAGGUGAUACCUCAGAGUUGUUUUGAUUUGCAUCUCUGAUUAUCAGAGAUUUAGAGCAUUUUUUCAUGUGCUUAUUAAUAGUUUUGAUUUCUUUAUCUGAGAACUGCCUGUUCAUGUCCUUUGGCCAUUUAUCAAUUGGAGAAUGGCUUGAUAUUUUGUACAAUUGAUUUAGCUCUUUGUAAAUUUGAGUAAUUAAACCUUUGUCAGAAGUUUUUGUUAUGAA
Messenger RNA from Monodelphis domestica (gray short-tailed opossum), 8972 nucleotides. It is a transcript of the gene ERAP1, whose product is annotated as endoplasmic reticulum aminopeptidase 1. Lineage: Eukaryota; Metazoa; Chordata; Mammalia; Didelphimorphia; Didelphidae. The record is from RefSeq and is a predicted model, not a curated record. Gene Ontology annotation, biological process: proteolysis; peptide catabolic process. Gene Ontology annotation, cellular component: cytoplasm; membrane. Gene Ontology annotation, molecular function: metalloaminopeptidase activity; zinc ion binding; peptide binding.